GCCAAGUGCCAGCAGCAGGCUGCAUACGCCGCUCACCGACCCGCGUUUGCGCCUAUUUCAGUUCCAGUAUGACACUUUCACGCGCGAACACCUUUCUGCCAUGGUGGACUCGAUAGCAGUUAACAUGACCACCUCUGGCGGAAGCGGCAUCUCGGCAUCCAAGGAUAGCACCCCUGCAGGCUCUUCUCAUCACGAACACAGUUCGUCUCGUCUUCGGAGCGCAAAACGGCUCAAGCUCAGUCCUGCGAGCGACUUUUCGCCACAGGGCGACGGUGCGGCGCUUAUUUUUCGCCCUCCAAACUGGAGAGAUUACGUCGCAGAGUCAAAUUGUCUCAUGGAGAAGAUCAGGCAGGCGCGGGAUUUCUCGACGAUCUCUACCCAGGGUAUAACCGCGACGCAUGCCAGUGGCCAGAAGAGCCCGUCGGGCAUAGCGCAGCACAAUGCAGAUCAUGAUUCGCCUUUCCCUGUCAUGUUCAACUCCCACGUUCCAAGCGAAGAGUUCCCUCCCUGGACAGCUACAUCAAGCCAACACGCAGGCUACUCGUCCCUUGCGAUACGAGAACAGGCUUCAAAUCUUAUGAAUCAGAUUAGGAGCGACGUAAAGAGCCACAGAAGGCUGUAUUCGGUUGACUCUGAAGGGUCUAUGGUGCGAAAUGAGACAUCGUUCGCGCAGACCGCAGCACAGUACAGGCCAGAACAGGAACCUAUCGCGGAAGGCGACACUGAGAUCAUCUCCGAGGUCGGAAAUGAGUCCGAAGCCAUGGGCCGACCACUUCCCUCUCUGUUGGCAACGAUGGCUUCGAGCCAGUCGACUGCGCAUCCGGCUCCACGAGACGAAAUCGACCGGCAGUUGUCAGAGGACCUUGCGCAGGUCUCGUUGAAUGGCGAUAGAGUGUUACCCCAAAUCGUGGAGCACCCUGCCAGCUCGCCAAACCCUGCCUCGACCCUCGCUGUCGGCCCCGAUCCUCCUGCAGGAAAUAGGCAGACCUUACUUUCCCCACUGGCGGCCGUAACUGGGCCAAACUAUCCAGUCGGUACGCUCCACUCGGGGCGUAAAGAGGACCUCACACGGUUUGUGUCCUCGAGUACGACCUCUGGUGGGACGAUUACCUCGGGCAGCGCCUUAUCUUUUGUGAAGCAUCAGGGUCCACGGCACAUGACGCACAUUUCGCCCGACGAUCUCCCACCGCUGCCUGAUCGCGUCGGGAAGAUGGUUUUCGACCGGCAGAUCAUGAAGUGGGUGAAGGCGACGGCGCAGGGCCCGCCACCGACUGGGUUAUUGAGGAGAGACGGGUCUAAUGAGAGUUUGGAUCCCUUUCGCGACUUCGAAAGUAUACGUGACGACUCGCCCCCGCUGCCGGAAGCGCAGGGGCAUGAAGAACAAGAGGAAGUUGACAUGUCGCUUGAUGCCAGCCGCGUUGAGCAGGCACGUGACUCUGAGCCCGAAGACGCAGAAGAAGCGGAACUCAUGUCAUUUUCCUUCGACGCGUCUGCCGAGCCCCUUGCAGUGCAAGCUGUCGAAGCGCCAAACUCACAAGACUCGUCGGACGGCGUCGCGUCGACAGAGACAUCUGGACAGUUUCCGUCAGCCAAUCUCGCAGACUCGUUCGACGCGCCGCACACGGCCGUGCAGGAUCUGCAGCAGGAGCCGGCGCUGGAAGACACGCCGCCGCACCAGCUCGCGACACACACCGCGGAGAGGGCCGCCGCGACCCCGCAGUCCGCUGCGCAUGCCACCAACGUGCAGGGCAGCAGCAGCAGCAGCAGCAGCAGCAGCAUCAACCCGGCUCCCACGCCGCUGCGAUCUGCGCUGAAGAGCACGAGCGCGACUCCAGUCUCGGCGAUGAGAAACCCCGGCCGGGGCCGCCUCGAGACCCCUGCGCCGCGAAUAAGCCACCGCCGGUCUGUGAGCUUUUCUGACGGGAGGCGAGAGGGUCCCAUCGCGGGCCUCGGGCGCAACCAACCUACACCGACGCCCGAUGGCAGCAUCCUCGACGACAGCGCCUUUGACGCGGAGUUUGCAGAGUUCGCAGAGCCUGACAGCGGGGCCCCCAGCACCAGCACUGCGCUUGUGCCGUCCACGCGGUCGAAGCGCAUCGCGGAGAUGCUAGAAGGCCUCGAGGAGACAUCGUACGAUCACGACAGCCCGUCAAAGGCACAGGCGGCGAGUUCCGCGAGCCGCAUCGUGGACGAGCUGCAGCCGCUCGGGGCCCGGCGACCGAGCGGGGGUGGGCGGUCUACCAACCGGGAGAUCGCGCGGCGGAGCACGCCAGGGUCUGGCACGAACUCUGCGCGGGCACGGCGGAACGGGACGUUCCUGACCGAGUGCUCGUUCGGCGUCGCGCACGACCGGCUCGUGACGGUCAUCACGGACGUGCAGCCGUUCGAGCCGUACUGGGAGCAGCUGACGAGCAUCGACCUGAACGGCCGCGGCCUCGACAGCGUGGCGCGCCUCAAGGAGUUCCUGCCCAGGCUCGACUCGCUCUCGCUAAACAACAACCAAAUCUCGUGGUUGAGUGGCGUGCCGGGCACCGUGCGGACGCUGUCAGUCGCCUCGAACUGCCUGACCGCGGUCACGUCAUUCAGCCAUCUGUGCAACCUGGAGAGCCUCGACAUCAGUCGCAACAACGUGGACUCGCUCCGCCAACUGGAAUGCCUCCGGCACCUACGCGAGCUGCGUGCAGAUGGCAACACGGUCCACAGCCUCGAUGGCCUGCAGAAGAUGGACGGGCUCGUAAAGCUUAGCCUUCAGGGGAACGCGCUCCAGGGCACGCUCGACCUGACGAGCUUCCGGUGGACUCGCCUGGAGAUGCUGAACCUGAGCCAGAACAGGCUUAGCGGGCUCGUGGGACUGUCGUCCAUGCCCGCUCUGAUAGCGCUCAACUUGGACAACAACGUCCUCACCGAGCUCGUCGCGGAGGGCGCGAUGCCCCGACUGAGAAUCCUCCGGGCGAGCGGCAAUCGGCUGCACGAGCUGAACGCAGCGCCGUUCGCGAACCUUCGCACACUCUACGCGGACAGCAAUGCGCUAGGUCCGAUACACAAGGCACACCGGCUCACCAAACUGGAAAACCUCAGCCUGCGGAACCAGGGCGGGCGGAACGGACUUCCAUUGUCGCUGUUGUACGACGUCCGCGACGCGAGGCGUCUCUAUCUCUCCGGCAACCCGCUCAAGGCCAGCUGGAUCUCGCAGCCGUGCUACAACCUCGUCUACCUCGAGCUCGCGGCGUGCCGGCUCACGCGCCUGCCCGCGGACCUCGCGCGGCUGGCGCCGAACGUGCGGAACCUGAACCUGAACUACAACUUCCUCGAGGACGUGCGGCCGCUCGAGGGCCUCGUCCGCCUCCGCCGGCUCACGCUCAUCGGCUCGCGUGUGCAACAUACGAAGCAGCUCGUGCGCGUCCUCCGCGGCAUGCUCGACGUCGAGAUGCUCGAUUUCAGGAUGAACCCGUGCACGCUCGGCUACUACCUGCCGCUCCUCGUGCGCGACAUCCCCGGCGCGCUCCAGCCCUCGGACGGCGACCGUGAUCCUGGGCCCGCUUCGUCCUUCGCAGGCGCAGGCGCGGGCGCACCGGCAGCGCGGCGGGCACAGGGCGACGCACCGCGCGCGCGGGGCGCCGUGGUGGUGGUGGCGGCGGCGGCGGCGGACACGUCGGUGAGCGUGAUGCCGAGCCUGGGGAACGCGCUGCCGUACUCACCGGGCAAGCGGAGGCGGAGCUCGUCGCCGAUGCCUGCGACCAGCCCGAGUCGCGAUCGCGAGCGGGAGAGGGAGAGGGAGAGGGAGGGCAAGGAGCGGGUGGGCGGGUGGAAGGAGCUCGACGCCAAGUUCCGGCGGGACCUGCCCGACGCGGCGUACGCGGCGCGGCUGGCGUACCGCGGGCUCGUGAUGCGCGCGUGCCCGGCCGUGCGCGUGCUCGACGGCGUCGAGGUCACGGACAAGGAGCGCGACAAGGCCGAGUGCCUCCUCCGGAGCGUGUUGGACGGGCGGCGGCGGAGCGCGUGACGCGGGGCGCGGCAUGGGGGAGGUUGGAAUGGGCCAUGGAAGGACGAGAAGUCGAGAUGCGCGCGGGGCGCGAACGUGGCAGGCCAGGCACGCCGUCGCGUCGACGACGCGAAAAGGUUCUGUCGCGCGUUGUGGGGAACGGCCCCCCUGGGCUGUUGCGACGUUGAACGUCUGUGUGACCUUCUCGUCUUCUUUGCUAGUACAUCGUCUCGUCUUUUUCUGUGUUUUCGAUUCUU
This is a messenger RNA of Phanerochaete carnosa HHB-10118-sp, 4239 nucleotides long. RefSeq lists its product as uncharacterized. Bases 1157 to 4003 code for a protein of 948 amino acids. Gene Ontology annotation, molecular function: protein binding. The transcript has 11 exons. The record is from RefSeq and is a predicted model, not a curated record. NCBI's taxonomy places the organism in Eukaryota, Fungi, Basidiomycota, Agaricomycetes, Polyporales, Phanerochaetaceae.